AUGAUCCUACUCGAGAUGCCAGUUCGCGAUGUCUUGCGCGCACAGCAAGUCGACCGCACCUGGCAGGCCUUCAUCAAAGGAUCUCCAAAACUCCAGCAAGCACUCUCCAUGCGCCCCAGCUCCGACGUCCUGCUUCGGGUCAAGGCGAAGGAAGGCCACAAGUUGCCUCCCUGCACCUCGUUAGAUGAGUGCCGGGAGUACAGCAAAACCGAUCAGCAUCUUGGAUCUGCUGCCUACUGCUACACUGUCACAGAGAACUCGCGAGCGCUGAAGACACCAAUCAGCAUCAAUCCGUUCCUUUGGAUACAUACAUGGCAUUACCGGCUUCUCAUGAGACUAUCAGGGCCAGGGCAAGACGGCAUCACGACUGCGAGCUCCAGUAAGGAAUCGUGGCGUAACAUGUUGCUCACGCAACCGCCUAUGCAAGAGAUCCUCAUACAGGCCUGUAACCGUUGGCACGUAAUCCGUGCAAAGUCGGACACUCCUGGACUCACUCUGUCGGACUUGGUGGAGGUGAGGAUCGCGUACCCAGAUCGCAGGAAUGACGAGUAUUACGACUUGUGGUCCGGGACCGGCUUCCACCUGUGGGAAAGGGAUGAUGUUGCUGGAGACAUGGUCUCUGAACUCGCCGGCGGACCAGAGUUUGGAGAGUGA
Messenger RNA from Fulvia fulva, 654 nucleotides. RefSeq lists its product as uncharacterized. The transcript has a single exon. The record is from RefSeq and is a predicted model, not a curated record. Lineage: Eukaryota; Fungi; Ascomycota; Dothideomycetes; Mycosphaerellales; Mycosphaerellaceae. The coding region runs from base 1 to 654 and encodes 217 amino acids.